AUGAACUCCUACCCGGGUUACCACUACCCUCCCAGACAGCGAUCCAGCAUACGCGGAAACCACCAUGAUCCUCCUUCCAGACACGCCGGCGACAGGACUUCCUUGAUAUACGCUCUUGUUUCUCUGGCGUCCGUCUACUUCCUUCUCUACACCUUUGGUAUCUCGCCAUACUUUUUUCCUCGGCUGGUCUGGAAAAUCGUCGUCUACUGGACCCCGUCGCGGCUUGUGGCUGCUUUGGAUAAGGACAAAACACAGAAAAGUUCGGCUUCGGACGAGACUUAUACAGGUUACCGAAAUUUGUAUGAAAAGGGUCAGGCAAUGCAGAGAAUCCUCGGUCACACCACAACUUCCAUUAUCCCGUUGCUUCCACGGUCAAGAGCGUACACCAGCCUCAGCAGUGUGCUAUUGGGGUCCAACGAUGUCUAUCCCGCGGGGCUCGGGAACUGGGAUAACUCCUGCUACCAGAAUUCCAUAAUUCAAGGCCUUGCUUCCCUUCGUUCUUUGCGAGAAUACCUGGGAUUGAACAUCCAAAACCUGGGGCACCGCCACCCCCUUUCAACACAUAUUGCUCUGAGAGUGAUCAUCGACAAGCUUAAUGAUCCCGAAAACGCUGGCCAGAAGUUGUGGUUGCCUGCAGAACUCAAGUCUAUGUGCAGCUGGCAGCAACAGGACGCCCAGGAAUAUUUUUCCAUCAUCGCAGACCAAGUGGAUAAAGAGAUUCGUGGAGCAUCAAAGGGGAUUACCAGUGAUAUUGGCCUCAAGACAGUUCGGCAAGAUGGUCAUCGCGCCGAAGUUACCCUACCAAGUCCUCCUUUGACCGAAGAUGGUGAUGAGCCAGAUACUGAUCGGAGCUGCGUACCUUAUUGUAGCCCGAUGGAGGGGCUUCUGGCUCAGAGAGUGGGGUGUAUGGAAUGCGGCUGGACUGAUGGCCUCUCGCUUAUUCCAUUUAACUGCCUGACGGUUUCUCUGGGCAAAAAUUGGGAAUACGAUAUCAGGGAAUGCCUUGACGAUUAUACUAGCUUAGAAACCAUCGAGGGUGUGGAAUGCGCCAAAUGUACCUUGCAACGGACACAGGCGCAGCUCGAACAGCUGCUAGGCAAAAUUGACCCAGUGGAAGAAUCACAGGAGGAAACAGACUCCGGAAAACUUAAUGUAGCAUUGAGAAGAAAUGCCGAAUCGAGGUUAAAUGCAGUUCUUGAAUCGCUUCAGAAUGACGAUUUUAGCGAAAACACACUGAAGGAAAAAUGCCACAUCUCUUCGCGCAAUCAUGUCGCCUCAACGAAGUCGAAGCAGGCAGUAAUUGCAAGGCCACCGAAAUCUCUAAUUAUACAUGUCAACCGCAGUGUCUUUGACGAAAUGACGGGUACACUAAGGAAGAACUAUGCAGAUGUGAGGUUUCCAAACUAUCUGAAUUUAGAUGAAUGGUGUUUGGGUGCCAUGCCAACAAACGGCGACUCCAAGGAAGAGGUCGUCGAAAUUUGGGGCAUAAAUCCCUCUGAAUCGAUGCUCCCUCGGCCUGAAAGCGAAGUCAACAGUUUCGAUAGAAGAUAUGAGCUACGAGCUGUAAUCACGCAUCACGGACGUCACGAGAACGGCCACUACAUUUGUUACCGAAAAUAUCCUGUGGAGUUGUUCCCUAUUGAAGUUCCCCAGCCCGUCAUUGAGGCUGAUGGGAUCAAGAAAAAGAAGGAACACUGGUUCAGGUUGAGUGAUGAGGAUGUCACCUUGGUUAGCGAGAGCAGUGUUCUCGCCCAAGGGGGUGUUUUCAUGCUCUGCUAUGAAUUGGUAGGGUCAUCGCCUGAAAUUAGCAGGGGUAUCUCUCAAGCAAUUUCCAGCAGAAAUACCAAGUCCAUUAGUGAAUCGCAGGUGGCUGAAAAUGGCAUACCACUUGGAGAGUUGCCACGCAGGCCCGGAAGUACUGCAGAGUCUCGGGCAGACGAGACUGACUGGUCUAGGAGAACCAACACCGAUUCCAUAUCAUCACACACUUCGAAACUUUCUGAAAACAGCAGCCAGUCUUCGAUUGGCACUAAUGAGGAGCCGGUCAUCGACAACAGGUCACAGAAACUGGCCGCGCCUAUGAAAACAUCGAACGGGCCAAAUAUUGUCUCGCAUGAGAAUCCAGGUGCCUCCUCGGUACCACAGCUGAUAAAAGCCCUAUAG
This is a messenger RNA of Trichophyton rubrum CBS 118892, 2163 nucleotides long. RefSeq lists its product as uncharacterized. The record is from RefSeq and is a predicted model, not a curated record. NCBI's taxonomy places the organism in Eukaryota, Fungi, Ascomycota, Eurotiomycetes, Onygenales, Arthrodermataceae. Gene Ontology annotation, cellular component: nucleus; cytosol. Gene Ontology annotation, molecular function: cysteine-type deubiquitinase activity; cysteine-type endopeptidase activity. The coding region runs from base 1 to 2163 and encodes 720 amino acids. Gene Ontology annotation, biological process: protein deubiquitination. The transcript has a single exon.